Molecule: messenger RNA, 3672 nt
Organism: Myotis daubentonii (Daubenton's bat)
Lineage: Eukaryota; Metazoa; Chordata; Mammalia; Chiroptera; Vespertilionidae
Gene: ZNF853
Product: zinc finger protein 853
Biological process (GO): embryo development; regulation of transcription by RNA polymerase II
Cellular component (GO): nucleus
Molecular function (GO): DNA-binding transcription factor activity, RNA polymerase II-specific; RNA polymerase II transcription regulatory region sequence-specific DNA binding
Source: RefSeq, a predicted model, not a curated record
GCACAGCCGGCUCCCGGGAGCCUUCGUCUGACCGCCAGGAUGGAGCUGGGGCCGGGGCCCAAGACCUUCGCGCUGGAGCCCCGGUGUCUGGAAGAUGGGGGUCCGGGGCCUGACACCCUCUCAGGUGGCGGCGGUGGGAGUGAAAGCCAGGAGGAAGAGGCUCCAGAGAAGACCCGCCCACCACGGUCAGUCAUCUCAGCCCCAAAGCGGGUCAGCAAGAGCACCAAGGAGGCCCAGCCGGCACAGCAGGCGCUGCAACCACAGCGGUUAGAACCGCAACCAGAGCUGCAACAACCGCCACAGCAAGAACAGCGACGACAGCUGCAGCCACAGAACCAGCCAUCGGGACGCCAGUCAGCACUGCAGCCACCGCAGCAGCAGAAUGGACAAGCACAGCUGCAGGAACGACAAGAAAAACACCAACCCCGGCAACAUCCGCGACCGAAGUCACGGCUGCCGCUGGUGCAACAGGUGCAGGAGCAGCAAGCGCCAGGGCAUCAGCAGGAACCGCCGCCGCCGCAGCGAGGACUCCAGGAAGAACCCCGGCCUGUGCCACCUGAGCCCCCGAAGCCACAACUACAGCUGGUGCAACCGCAGGAAGCGUCACACGCGCAGCAAGGACAAGAGCAGCCGCAGUUGGAGCAACAGCAGGAACGGUCAGGACAGCAGGCACAGCUGCAGCAGCAGCAGCAGAAGCCGGGCCAGUCACAGAUACAGGCUCAGCUCCAGCAGCAGCUGUUGCAGCAGCAGCAGCAACAGUUACAGCAGCAGCAGUUGUUGCAGCAACAGCAGCUGCUGCAGCAGCAGCAGGAACAGUUACAGCGGCAGCUGUUGCAGCAGCAACAGUUACACCAGCACCUGCUGCAACAACAACAGUUACAACAGCAGAUGUUGCAACAACAACAGUUACAGCAGCAGCUGUUGCUGCAGCAGCAAGAACAGUUGCAACAGCAGCAGCUGCAGCGCCGUUCACUGGAGCCAGAGGAGGAGGAAGAGGAGGUGGAGCUGGAGCUCAUGCCAGUGGACAUGGAGUCGGAGCAGGAACUGGAGCAGCAGCGGCAGGAGGUCCAGCGGCAGCAGGAGCUGGAGCGGCAACAAGAACAGCGGCAGCUGCAGCUCAAACUGCAGGAGCAGCUGCAGCAGCUGGAGCAGCACCUGCAGCAGCAACAGCAGCUGGAACAGCAGCAGGAGAUGCAGCUGGAGCUGACCCCCGUGCAACCUGAGCUGCAGCUGGAGCUGGUGCCCACUGCGGGGGCAGGCCCGGCUUCAGGACCUGGCGCCUCGGGACCUGUCGUGGUGGGCCCCCCGGGCUACGUGGUGCUGCAGGAGCUCAUGGUGCUGCCGGCCGUCGCCCCGCUGCAGCCAGCUGUGGCUCCACUGCCACCGGCCGUGGCCCUACCGCCACCAGCCGUGGCCCUACCGCCAUCAGCUGUAGCCCUACCGCCACCAGCCGUGGCCCCCCUGCCUCCAGCCGUGGCCCUACCGACACCAGCCGUGGCCCUGCCGCCACCAGCUGUGGCCCCGCCGCCUCCAGCCAUUGCCCUGCCAGCAGUGGCCCCGCCGCCGCCUCCGCCACUGCCGCCACCACCGCCACUGCCACCGCCGGCCGUGGCCCCACCGCCCCUGGCCGUGGUGCCCAUCUCAGGCCCCGCGGGUAGUGCCGCCCUGACACCAGCCCGGCAGCGGCGCCGGCGGCGCGCCCGGGAUCGGCCGACCAUCUGCGGCGAGUGCGGCAAGGGCUUCAGCCGCAGCACCGACCUGGUGCGGCACCAGGCCACGCACACGGGCGAGCGGCCGCACCGCUGCGGCGAGUGCGGCAAGGGCUUCUCGCAGCACUCGAACCUGGUCACGCACCAGCGCAUCCACACGGGCGAGAAGCCCUACGCCUGCUCCUACUGCGCCAAGCGCUUCAGCGAGAGCUCGGCCCUGGUGCAGCACCAGCGCACGCACACGGGCGAGCGGCCCUACGCCUGCGGCGACUGCGGCAAGCGCUUCAGCGUCUCGUCCAACCUCCUGCGCCACCGGCGCACGCACUCGGGCGAGCGGCCCUACGCGUGCGAGGACUGCGGCGAGCGCUUCCGCCACAAGGUGCAGAUCCGCCGCCACGAGCGCCAGCUGCACGGGGCCGGCCGCGCGCGGGGCCUGGGGCUGCUCCGCACCACGCGCUCGGCUGCGGGCGGGCUGCGCACCGGGCAGGUGGCCGGGGGCAAGGCUCCGUGAAGGGAGGAGCCGGCUCGUCUGGUUGGGAUGUCAUGGCCCCGCUCGCUCUGGGGCACUUUGGGAUCUCCUGGAAUCGCGCGUGGAAAAGGCUUCCGUCUUUCCCCAGAAUCAGCUGCGGGAGGGACACGUUCACCCUCAGAAACGCUCCGCGAGAGAAGCCAGCGUGGCUGGCACCGCACAGAUGUUGCACGUCAGCUCACACACAGGCACACAUUGCACUGGGUACCGAAGGCCGCCGACGUGCCACCCUGGGCACAUUGGAUUCUGAGAUGAGAGCCACCCGAGAAAACUUUCAGGGGCCCAUGGGACCGUUGGUGACAGUGGGCACGGAUCGCACACUAACCAGGGGAUCAAACAUACCGGUAAAAUGCACGGGGAAAGGACUUGAUCCGGUGGAAAUUACUUCAAGGAAAUAGAGGAGAAUGGCCCCCUGUCUGCACCAGCAGAAGGCGGAUCAAGGCGCGACAAGUCCUCAGUGGCGUGUGCCCUGAAAAUACUUUCUUCAGUGAAAUUCGUCAGGGUGGCUAGAACCCCGACUUCAGCGUGUGUGUUCUUGAACACAGGGUCGGAGUGCCCGCUGGGCCAAUGUGCAAACGCCAGGAAGUCCUGCUCUGGGCGGGAGGUGGAGCCUUCCGUCCAGGGCCGCCGGCUCCUCGCCAGCGUGGGAGGGAAGCUGUAGCCUCUGCUGUGUGUCCGCGUGUCCUCUUUUUAAAAGAAAAAAAAUGUUUUUAUUGAUUUCAGAGAGGAAGGGAGGGGGAGAAAGGGAUAGAACGUCAAUGAGGAGAAUCAUUGAUCAGCGGCUGCCUCUUGCACGCCCCCUACUGGGGAUGGAGCCUGCAAACCGGGCAUGUGCCCUGACCGGGCAUGGAACUGUGACCUGGUUAAUGGCCAAUGCUCAACCACUGAGCCACACCGGAGGGGCAGCGCCCUCUUGAAUAGAAGCCUAUGGCUGAAGCAGAGGGCAUUCUGGGAGAGCUGUCCAAGGUCCAAGGGAGGGAUCCCCCUGGAAAGAGCUCUGGGAUUCCCUCCUUUCCCUGCAGGCCUGUAGCUCUAGGCUUCUCAGACGUUUGCCCAGCAACUGAGGUUGGGGUUAGGGCCCUGGGGCACGGGGUCUCCUGGGCCAGGCUGUGCAGGGGGCUGGCCUGAGGAGACCUGCCUCAUCAUGGGGGGUCCAGGGAGAAUGUUGGGGACAAGGACUGAGACAUCAAAAAUGCCCUUUACAUUUACAGAAUCGUCUGGGGGUCGCUGAUGUCCAUGGGAAGGCAGGCGGGUGGGGGGGGCUGCCCCCCACUGCCGCCCCCAGCGCUGCCUGCUCCUGGCGUCCUGUCCUACCUGUGGCUGCGUGCGUCCUGCCCUCUCUCCUCCCGGCUUCUCCUUUACUCACACAACCUGCUACAUUCCACAAACGUGUUGGUAGGUGAGAAACAGAAAAUAAACAAGUGGAGAAACGCA